Messenger RNA from Oreochromis niloticus (Nile tilapia), 3203 nucleotides. RefSeq lists its product as uncharacterized. Gene Ontology annotation, biological process: regulation of cellular localization; centrosome cycle; establishment or maintenance of cell polarity. The transcript is spliced from 8 exons. The record is from RefSeq and is a predicted model, not a curated record. Lineage: Eukaryota; Metazoa; Chordata; Actinopteri; Cichliformes; Cichlidae. Gene Ontology annotation, molecular function: protein binding. Gene Ontology annotation, cellular component: apical plasma membrane; cell cortex; nucleus. The coding region runs from base 1 to 1692 and encodes 563 amino acids.
AUGUCCCCACAGAGUGGAGCACCUGAUGUCAUCCUCGCUCUUCACCCCUCCUCGUGUGUGUAUGUGUUCAGCCUCUUUGUGGUUGACCGGUUGCCGCGGCAGCAGCAGUGUGAGGACGGAGUUCGUAUGAAGCGUCGUUGUUUUCCUCUGAGAGGAGACCACAGCCUGCUGACCCCUGACACACACACACUCCUGGGGUUGAGGCAAUGUGAACAGGUGCAGUCAGGGGGUGUGGCCUCUCUCUCAGGAGGCUCAUCCAGCAGCAAACCCAACACCUUGUCGGCCAGGCAGCGACAAGCAGCAUCUCCGACUCGUCGUCUGCGGUUUGAGGAUGAGACGGAAAAGGAGGCGGAAUCUCGUUACCUGGAGCGACAGCGGCAGAAGAGACAGACGGGGAACUGCGGAGUUGGUGUGGUGAUGUCCAAACCAGACUUGAACCUGUACAUCAAUGGCAUGGCGGAGGCAGGGCACGCUGUUGGCAAGCAGCCAAGGGGGCGAACAGUGGUGAGCAGAGCAGGUCAGAAUCACACCUGUGAGAGAGGAAUAAGAUGCGGAGUCAAUCUCUGGCAACACUCACCUGGAACUGACAAGAGGGGGAGCCUAAACAGACAGCACCUUAACCUGCGGACUGAACCAAUCAGAGAGACCUACAUCGGCUCUGUCACCAGUGUGGAAAAGGAUGGGGCUUACACACAGGUGAGACGGCAAUCAGUGGAGCUAAAUGGAGCCCAGGUGACUUUUCAUCAAGCCAUGCCCUACGCUGGCCUGCCAGUCAACCCCUAUGCCCCUCACUCAGUGGGGCUGUGUACCACCCACCCGCCCAAACUGCACAGAGAGCAUCAAUUGGGGCCUGAGCCUAGGGAGAGGAGAGGGCGUGAGGUGGAGGAAGAUCUGAACAACAUGAUGAAGAACUCCUCAUCCUCCUCAGAGAGGAGCGCAGACACAACAGCUGAGAGUCAUCCCCCACCCACCUCAGAGCCAGUGAGAGCAGAGCUCCACCAACUUGACGUUUCACUUCCUGCACAUUUAAGCAGCAGAGAAGAUUCCUCCCGUCUUUCUCUGCGACGUUUUUUCUCCACCGUCACAUUGAGCAGGACUCGAACCAGCAGCCUCGACCGCCUCUGUUCACGGACCCGUGAGCGAACCCACCCCUCCCUUGCUGACUCCACCUCCUCAAUUUCCAGGAACUCCUCCAGGCUGGUGAAGAAAACUUCAUCUGUUGAGUCGCUCAGUGUGGAAGUGCCACUUUUCCAGUCAAGAAAGUCAUCUUUGGAGCUGAAGAAGAAGAAAGAUCGUUCUGCGAACUAUAAACCAGCUGCUGAACAGUUCUUACCUGGUAGUCUUGGCGUCAAAGACAUCAGUUGUCCCUCUUCAGUUUGCUCUGUCGGGCGGAUUCUUCAGGUUUGCCCUGAUGGGACGUUUUUAUUGGAGCUUAAGCGACCAGUGGGCCAAAUCUUUGGCUUCAUCAUCAGCAGAGGAAGAGGACGACGUGACUCUGGUGUGUAUAUCGAAGACAUGAACAGCAGCACUGGGAAGUUGUAUGCUGGCCUGCUGGCUAUUGGAGAUGAGAUCCUGGAAGUCAAUGGGGAGAAAGUGGCCUCCCUCAGUCUGGACCAGGUGACCCACCUCCUGAUCAAGAACCAGUCUGUCACCAUUCGGGUCCUUCGACACCAGAGGACACGUUCAGAGUGACAACCACACUGCCUGACUGAAGAACCAGUUGCCAACACUGAACCCGACUCACCUGUUUAUGGCAGUAACAGAGUUAAAGCAAAACUGCAGUCUAUGUCUUACACUUUCUCAUGAUGAGAAGCUUCUUGUCUCCUGUUAAAUCACUUUGACUUGCUGGUGUGAAUAUUUGUUUAAUGCCAUGCAGUAUUUGUCCUCUGAGCUGAUACUGUUUUUUCUAUUUUAUUUUAUUAUUAUAUUAAUAAUAUUAUUAUUAAUGAUGUUUUUGUUUUCAUGAAGUAGCUUGGUUUUUUAUUUUGUCUGUGUUUGUUUUGCUUUUGUUAAAGAAAAAUAUUGUUUAAAAACCAGCUGGGACCUGCCAAAAAAGAAAAUUAUUCAAAGUGAAAAACUCAUUGAUCAAUAAUUGAAAUCAGUCAGACUAGAUUAAAAUGUACCUUAAUCAAAUGGUCAAAGUCUGAUUUUCUUUUCUUUUCUUUAUUGAAUAAAAAAAAUUCAGCUCGAGACAUAUCUCACCAUCGGUCAGCUGAUAACACUUUUAUCAAUCACUGAUCUUUAACAGCUCUCUCCAUUCAGUCACUCAUUAUUUAUUCUUGUUUAGUGUGAGGAAUAAAGUUUUGCAGAAACAUGAACAGUCUGGUUAAUCUUUAGUGUAAAAGCAGGUGAAAUUUCAGGUUUGUCACAAUCUUUAUUUCAGUUUGUUUUGUGUUUCAGUCAGACAUCAGAACACUGAGAUCAUUUAUUCAGGAAACAUUUUAGCGGCCGCAGGAGAAUUGCCACUGUCACGGCGUACCAUAAACCCGAUAUCUAGGACAACGUGACUGGCUGUUGCUGCCGUCAUCCAUUUUCAUGUUUUAACUAACUUGCUCACCAGCCUUCAGGAUAUUACACUAAAGGAGCCACAGGAAGUCAUCCACAGGUCAAUAAGUCACUCAAUAUGCUGCACAUGUGAUAAAUACAGGAAACAGAAAUAAAAAAGACAAUAAAAUAAAACGGUUUCAGUCAAAAAACAAAACAGGAAUUUUAGUGUUUCUACUUUAGGUGUAAAGUACUGCCAUGAAGUUCAAACUGAACUAAACCAGUUUGAACUGAACUAAACGUGAGUUAAACUCUGACAUUAAAUUAAAAUUAGUAUUCAACACAACUGGAUAAAAGUGUCUUUAAAGUGGACCUGCUCUCCUCACUUCCUGUCAUGUGUCUCCUGCUCCUGUGAUGGAUGUUUCUAUUAAAGUUUCUAAUUAGGUCACAGUUCAUACCCUCCUGAGAACCAUCCUAUUCAUCAUUUCCUCUCUAAUGGACAUUUGUUUUUGGUCUAUAUGUUUUGAAUUAUUUGUUCUACCCUACUAAGUCCUGACGUACUAAAUAGAGGACAUCCCGGGCUUUCCAUUUAGAUCUCAUGUGUCUGGGAGGCCUCUUUUAGCUCCAAAAAGGAAGGAAAUCACAAAAAGAUUCCUUUUUCCUUGGUUCUCAGGAGGAUAUAGUUUUCCCUGUGAGCCAAGAGCUCAGACUGCUCUCAA